GCUGGUGUGCGUGGUGUGACGUUUGACGCUAAAGUUUCUCACGCACACUAACGCGCCUUCAUUAUUUUUGUCGUGACGCUCACUUCUUCCUUCUUCAUAAAGGUGUUUAAAGUGAUAUUUCUACCCAACCCGUUAAAGUUUCCAAUUCUAUUCGUGUCUCAUCGGCUUACUUAUGAACUUCGUAGUGUUUUUAUUGUGAUAAUAAUCAACUAAAAGUGUCAGUUGUCAAGACAUAACCUCUGAUAAAUUUCUUGGAACCGUGCGUGCUACGUUCGAGACGAGACCUUGAUAACUAGUUCCUUGGACAAACGAAGAGACAGUUAUUAUUAUAGGAUGCUCAUGGAGACGCCCUGCAGGGUGUAGCGCACAAUGACGAAGAGGCUCCCUCCGACCUGAACAUAAGUGAAGUGUUACAUGCCAUCUCGAUAGCGGACCCGACGUUCGGCGUCGGCGUGGAAGAGAUGUACCGGCAGCCGGCAGUGCCGCCACCGUCGGUGCCGCAGCCCUCCGGGGCUCCCAAGAUGCCCUACGUGAGGAUCAUCGAGCAACCGGCCGGCAAGUCGUUGCGGUUUCGAUAUGAGUGCGAAGGGCGGUCGGCAGGCUCCAUUCCCGGCGUGCACAGUACGUCGGACAAGAAAACUUACCCCACGAUCGAGGUGGUCGGCUACACGGGCCGGUUUGUCGUGCUUGUGUCCUGUGUCACCAGGGACAAGCCGUACAGGCCGCACCCUCACAACUUGGUGGGCCGUGAGCCGCUGUGCAACCGCGGCGUGUGCACCGUGGAGUGCACCACGGACACCUCCAUUGUGCAGUUCAGCAAUCUCGGCAUCCAGUGCGUCAAGCGCAAGGACAUCGCGGAGGCGCUGCGCGUCAGAGAGGAGAUUAAAGUCGACCCCUUCAAGACUGGCUUCAGUCACAAGAACCAACCCCAAAACAUCGAUCUGAACGCCGUCCGGCUUUGCUUCCAAGUGUACAUCCCGGGUGGCAACACUAGCAAGAUCAAGCAGGCGCUGAUCCCGGUGGUGUCGGAUAUCAUCUACGACAAGAAGGCCAUGUGCGAGCUGCAGAUCAACCGGCUCAGCACGUGCGCGGCCAGCGUGCGCGGCGGCACUGAGCUCAUACUGCUCUGUGAGAAGGUGACCCGCGACGACGUGGACGUAGUGUUCAGCCAGGCGUUCGACGACGGCUCCGUGUGGGAGGCGUCCGCCAACAUCGUGCUGGUGCACAAACAGGUCGCCAUCGCCUUCCAGGCGCCGGCCUACCGAGACCCCAUGUGCAUGGAAAACGUCAAGGUGAAGAUUUUCCUGAAGCGAGUAUCGGACGGCGCCCGCAGCGCGCCGGUGGACUUCGAGUACACGCCCGACUACGCAGGUACCACGCGCAAGGCGCUCCCCGACCGCGCCGUGCUGUCUCUGUUACUCGCCGACCGCACCGACUCCAACAACAACGACGACAAGCGCGCCAGCUGCUCCAGCGACAGCGCCAGCGCCAGCGACUCCGGCGACAGCGGCGAGGCGGACAUCGCCGACCUCAACGGCACCGCCUCCGACCCGCCCCUCGAAACCGAGAAGGGCCUCGACGAGCUCCUCGACCAGGUCGCGGAGCUCGACGAGAUCUAUACCGAGAAUCGCACUCGUUUGCAGAACGUCGCCAGCGCGGAGAGCGAGGACGCCGACGACUUUAACGACGCCGGCACCUACACUAGCCUCCAGCUCGCGUUCAGGAACCCCGUUCUGAUCUCCGAACCGGAGCAGUACGAGGAUGUUCAGGUGCAGACGUACCGCGGCCCUAUUAUAGAAUUUGCGCCCCUCAAGCGGGACACGGACGACGAGCGCGCCCCUCCUUUGCCUCCCAAACGCAUUCGUAAAACUCCCUCGGUCGAGGGUUUUAAAACUUCCCAGACCUCCGUGAACAGCUUCCUGAAGCCGGGUCGACAGUUACCUAUAACGCGUAACUUAGACACCGGCCGAACUGAACUUACCAUGGCUAGGAGCGAGCCGGCGUUGCCACCUGCGCCUAAGAAGCGUUCCUUCCUCUCCCGUCUCUUUAGACGAAAGGAAAAAUCACCCGCUCCUAGUAUUAAAUCUGAAGGCAAAGCGAGCAAGAAGAGUAAACCGGUGGGCCGCUCUGUCAGCAGCGUGUCCGGCGUGCGACCGUCCAAGUUCAAGUCGUCCGUGUCGCACACGUCUCUAAAAGAUAACGCGUCCGGUACAGGCCUUAGCUACGCGGAUAGCGUCACCCACAUUUCGCUUCACGGGGACGACAAUGAGAAAACAACCUCUCAGACUCGUCUAUCCCGACCCGCAAGCUUACACCCCUUACCACCGACUGAUGGUGAUACCAUCCUUGUGGCUGAAAGCGUUUUAGCCUUGGAUGCUUCUCAGUUUAAAAAGCUCCAGGACGACUUGGAUUUAACUGAUGCUGAACAUUACGCUUUAUACAUGGCGGUCGCUCCACACGCUACCGUGUCCGAGUUUGACGAAACUAGUUGUUACUAUUCGCCGGUAGAUGGAAGCAAAUUUCAAAAUUAAUCGGUUGUAAGGGAAAUAAAAAUUUCAAUUAUUUUCUGCCUACUUAUAUAUAAACACUAGUCUGAGACUUGAGUAAUCUAGUCCGCCCCGUACUUAGCCAAAUUUUUCUAGUAUUUUUUCCUUAGGAUAGUAACUUAUUA
Cydia amplana is the source of this 2671-nucleotide messenger RNA. It is a transcript of the gene Dorsal, whose product is annotated as embryonic polarity protein dorsal. Gene Ontology annotation, biological process: cellular response to stress; response to cytokine; non-canonical NF-kappaB signal transduction. The coding region runs from base 462 to 2531 and encodes 689 amino acids. Gene Ontology annotation, molecular function: RNA polymerase II cis-regulatory region sequence-specific DNA binding; DNA-binding transcription factor activity, RNA polymerase II-specific. The transcript is spliced from 8 exons. Gene Ontology annotation, cellular component: cytoplasm. The record is from RefSeq and is a predicted model, not a curated record. Lineage: Eukaryota; Metazoa; Arthropoda; Insecta; Lepidoptera; Tortricidae.